Messenger RNA from Tetrapisispora phaffii CBS 4417, 2685 nucleotides. RefSeq names its product Zn(II)2Cys6 transcription factor domain-containing protein. Gene Ontology annotation, molecular function: DNA-binding transcription factor activity, RNA polymerase II-specific; zinc ion binding. Gene Ontology annotation, biological process: positive regulation of transcription by RNA polymerase II. Lineage: Eukaryota; Fungi; Ascomycota; Saccharomycetes; Saccharomycetales; Saccharomycetaceae. The record is from RefSeq and is a predicted model, not a curated record. The coding region runs from base 1 to 2685 and encodes 894 amino acids. The transcript has a single exon. Gene Ontology annotation, cellular component: nucleus.
AUGUUUGAUAGUCAAGGGAGGAGAUUUAGAAAACCGCCUGCUUGCAGACAGUGCAGGAAGAGAAAAAUCGGUUGUGAUCGUGUUAAACCUAUAUGUGGAAAUUGCUUUAGAUCUGGGAAACACGAUUGUGCUUAUCCGGAAUUGAUUGGAGGUUCAUUCGAAGAUACCGGAUCGGGUUACGAUGAUAAUGGAAGCUCGCAUAAUAAUGGUGGAAGUAGUAAUUUUAACCAAGGUGUUCAAAUAUAUCGUUCCAAGGAAACGUCGCAGUUAUUGAAAGAUAAUCCAGAGUUGGCAUCCAUGGAACAAAUUAGAGAAUAUAACACUAGACAGCAGUUGUUGAAUUCUCAAAACGCGAACAAAAACGAAACACCGAUAUCAUUGGAGACUGCAAAGUUUAUCCCAAGGACGACUACAAAACUGACAAGUUCAAUGAAACAUUUAUUGACUACAAAAAAAGUCAUUUCUGCGAAUGACGACGAUUUGGGAUUGAAUUGGAUUCAAGGUCCAGCAAUAAUGGACUUAUCUCAUUCAAACUAUGUCACCAGAGAUCUCAUAUUGAAAGAAUAUAACUUUAUCAAAUUAAGAUUAUUGGAGUUACAAGAGAUUACAGGUAAAAAGAUUAGAGUGGAUUUAGAUAUGUUAGAUAGAGAUGGAAACAAUAAUGGCACGCAAUCAGAAAGUGAUAAAAGAAGUCCGGAUGGAUCGGCAUCAACUAUGGACAACAAUUCAUCCAUUGGUAAACAAAUGGGAGACAAUUUGGCAGAUAAUCAUUUGCAUAAGAAGAAGAAAAUUAAAUUACUUCAAUCGACAUCGAAUUCGUUCGCUAUGGAUGAGUUAAGUAAUUACGGUAGUGAGCUUUUGGAUCCAAAGGAUCUGUUUACUAUUCUAGACAAUAACUCUGAUAACGGCAUCACUAAUAAUAUGAAUAAUAAUAAUUCAGAAAAUGAAACUAACGACGCACUUAUCAUAGUUGAUAAUCCAAAUUUAUUAUUUUCAACAAAUUACCUAGUGAAAAGAGAUAAGUUCUUGGAAAAUUACUAUAAAAAAAUUGAAAAUGUUGUUGGGGUGAGUUUUAAUCAUUUAUUACCUUCAAUUGUGGAAAACAAUAACAAAAAUAAAUAUUCACAGGGUUAUAAUGAUCAUAUUAGUUUCCCAUCAAAAAUCAUAAUGAGAGAUGUAUUAGAUCAAUUUCAUGAUAUAUUUUCAGCGGAUGAUAUAGCAUCAAUGUUUUUUAUUGAUGAUUUAGAGAGCAUUAACAACAACAUUAAUAAAUUUGGUCGUGAUCCAAAAUUUUCAAGAAAAUCUUUAAAUAUAGAAUCACUGGUUAGUUUAGGUGAAUUGUCAGUAAUAGCUUUACUUGUUCAAGAAUAUAUUUCAUUAAUGGAUGAAAACUCAAUGGGUAAAAAUCUAAAAGAAUUAUUGAAAAAUCUAAUGACCUAUAACGAUUUGUUCCUGAAAAAUAUAUUGCUCAUUAAGAAUAUUUUACCAAAAAGAGAAGGUUUUUUGAACACUCUUCAAUCUUUGCAAUUUUUUAGUUUAUUGCAAUUUUUCGAAAUGAUUUCUGUAAACAACGUUGACUUCGGUUUAACUAAUUAUGAUGAUAUAUUCUUGGCAAGAAAAUUUUCACUAAAUUAUGAGACUGAAAACAUUAAUCUUAACAAAUUCUGGAAUUUUAUAUUUAAAAACUACUGUUAUAGAAACGUAUUGAAAGGUGAUAUACCUGCUAUGGUUAUGAGUAAUGAUUUUAAUACAUCUAUAAUAUCAGACCCUCAACUUUUAACUGACAUUAAAUUAUUAGAAUCCCAAACUAAAUUACUUAAAUAUAUGCAUUUACCAGCUAAUGCCGUGUCAAUAAAGAAAGUCGAAUUAAUGAGGAAUAAUUUGGAGCAUCUUUCAGCUGACUUAAAAAAUAAGGAUAUAUAUAAGGUACUGGAUAGUGGAAUUAAUGGCCCAACGGAAUUUCUCUCCAAUUAUGUCAAUAUGUCUAAGAUGAUCAAUGCAAAAUACAUGCUGCGCUUAGAAUUUAUGUUAUUAUUACAAUACAACAAAUUAAAAGAUGCAGUAAAACUUGAAACAACUAUACUGUCCCUCUUUGGACACAUAACUGAAAUAUUUGAGAAAGUCGCGACAUAUCUAAAUUCUGACUCUGUUCAAACUAGAUUACUCACGUCUAAAUGUUGUUUGAAUAUUAUAGAUGAUAUGUUGAGUUAUUGUAUAUCUAUUUUCCAACAAAUAUUAUUCUCAUUUACUUUACAAUCGACAAAUGCAUCGGUUGAUGAAGCAUCAAAAUUAUCCCUGGGUAAGUGUCUUGAUGAAUUCGGUUUACUAUUCAAAGGUAUUAAAUUUACAUUAGAGGAAGUGACACGCAAAUAUCAACAAUCAACGGCAAUCUUAAGCAAAAUCCUGUGUAGGGCAGUAGUUGCUUUAAAAUAUUGGACGUUAUGUAACCAAGAUUACCAAUCGCGUACUAUUGUUAAUCAGCAUUCUGCAUUUGAUGGCAUCAGCACAUAUGAUAAAUUAGAGGAAGGUAGAAUCAAUAAUAUUGAUGAAAUAUUAAAGAAAUUUAAAAGUGCAAUGAAGACACCAGAAGUUAAUUCAACCGAAGAAACAGCUAGCAAUGAUGCAAGGACAUUAGGUAUUACAGAAAGCAAUGUUUCCGACGUAUAUGCAUCAUUUUUCAUGUAA